Molecule: messenger RNA, 2693 nt
Organism: Clupea harengus (Atlantic herring)
Lineage: Eukaryota; Metazoa; Chordata; Actinopteri; Clupeiformes; Clupeidae
Gene: ncaph
Product: non-SMC condensin I complex, subunit H
Biological process (GO): mitotic chromosome condensation
Cellular component (GO): condensin complex
Molecular function (GO): chromatin binding
Source: RefSeq, a predicted model, not a curated record
CAAACCGUUCUCUCUCAGGCGGCGCUAAAUUUCAAAUGGGGAAUUCCGUACAAGGGACGACUCGCUAGCUACAUAUUUAAGGCACAAUAUUAAAAGUUAAGCAUUUACAUCCCGGAUACAGUUUUACGAUUUAAUCUUCUGUGGGGCUUUCGACAUAAUGAGUGCAGUGUCUACCCCCACCUCCCGGAUGCGGCAAUGGCCUUCCCCGUCUGUGGGGCCAAAGGGAGCUCUUUCUGCAACCAGCACCCCGCGACUUUCUUGUUUUCCUGGUAACGAUGACGAACAUGAGCGACGUCAAAGGCGUAGGUCCAGAGUAAUUGACCUCCAAGCGGGGGCUGACUCUUCUUUCAACGAUGCUGCAUCGCACAGUAAUGCUGGGACCCCUGCUGCUGUGCCCAAGCUGUCCACCGCCCAGAUCUCUGAACACUAUUCCACAUGCAUCAAACUCUCCACUGAAAAUAAAAUUACAACCAAAAAUGCCUUUGGUCUGCACCUCAUUGACUACAUGGCAGACAUUCUAAAGCAGAAGGACUCUGACCUCAAUUUCAAGGUUGCUGCAGGUACGCUGGAUGCCAGCACCAAGAUCUACGCGGUCCGAGUGGACGCAGUCCAUGCUGAUGCUUACAGGGUCCUGGGAGGCUUGGGCUCUGAGACCAAGCCCAAGGAAGGGCCGGACUCUGGGGAGGAUGCAGCUGCUGAGGACGGUAACGAGGGGAAGCAGAUAGCAAAGAAGAAGCGCGCUCCCAAAAAGACCGUGGAGCAGAACCUGGGCAACAUCAACCGCUCUGAGUCAGAGAUGAAGUGUGAGGUGGACCCCAUGUUCCAGCGCAUGGCGGCAUCCUUCGACGAGAACAGUACGGCCGGAGUCUUCCUGUCUGUGCUGUUCAGCGAAGACAGUCGCUGUGAGCUCCUCUUCCCCUCCCACAUGACCCUGCUGCACUCAAGGUCCCCCUGCAGCUCCAUGCCCGUGCAGUAUGUCCCCGCACGGCCCCUCACUGGCGGUCUUAAGUCCCUGGAAGAGCGUGUCAUCUGCCCAUCACUGGAGGACUUCUCAUUCACAAGAUGGUCCCCUGAUCAGACUAUGAAUCAGCUGCUGGAGAAGAUGAAACAGGGAGAGCACGUGUUUGACGUAAAUGCCGCCAUUGAGCCGGAUGAAGAGGAUUGCCAAGACUUUGGGGACAACUUUGACGCAGAUGGUGAAGAAAUCGGCCAGGGGGAUUUCGGCGGAGAGGGUGUCGACGAGCACAAAGAGGGCUGUGCCAACCGAAAAACAGACAAACGUGGCGUUAUACCAAUUGGAGAAGCGGACAUCACAACCAUGUGUCUCCAGCUGUCCUCUCAGCCCAGAGAGUACUCGUACUUCAGCCCCAAAACCAUGGCAUCAUGGGUAGGACCUGGUUACUGGCUCUUCAAACCAGGACAGAAGCAGGAUCAAACACAAGACAAAGAAGCCCAAAAGAGGGCACCAAAGAGUGCCCUGGUCAUCGACUUCAAUGAAGACAUUCACUUCCACAAUUAUUUCAAGACCACAAGAGCAGCCACCACCAUCAGUAAGUCGGCCUUAAACACCAGCAAUAAGAAGACCACUCUUCCUUCAGACUUCCAGUAUCCCCUGAAAAACUUGUCUCAGCUCAGUCUCAAGCCCUCCAGCACGCUGUGUGCGGAGGGGAAGAAGAGGUUGUCUGGAGAGCUUGGAGAGGGCAUUGGGGAGUAUGACUACAACAACCCCAAUGACACGGCCAACUUCUGCCCUGGUGUUGAGAGAGGGGACAGCGAUGAUGAGACGGAUGAGUUUGGGCCUUCUAUAGACGGCCUCACCCCAACCUCACCGGGCCAUGACGGUGUCUCCACGUACGGCGAGGACAACUUGGUGCCAGAACCACACAAGGUGAACACAAUCGAGAUCAAUUAUGCUAAAACGGCUAAGAAGAUGGACAUGAAGAGACUGAAGACCACCAUGUGGGGGCUUCUCACUGACAGUCUUGAGAAACCAGUGGAGGAAACCGCCACUGACACAAGUGAUGCCAAGCAAGAAGAAAUUGCUGGAGAGAAAUCCUUCAGUCAGUCCACCCGGAACCUGUUUCAGAAACUGCCCAGCACUAUGGCAAACAACCUGUCCGUCCCUCUGGCCUUUGUUGCCCUAUUGCACUUGGCCAAUGAAAGAAAUUUGUCACUGUUAAAAGUGGAUAACAUGUCAGACAUCAUCAUCAAGCAAGACCACUAAGGAUGGACUGAUGCUGUGCUCAUGGCUUAUACUAUUUUUGUACUCUUUAUCGCCAUUUUAACUUUUAAGUUUUAACAUACUUAUUCACCAUUUUGAUAGUGUCUGUGAAAUACCUGGCCACCAUCUUCUAUAUUAAAGUAUACAGUUGUUUUGGCUUGAUAACAUUUGUAGACUUACUUAUAAAGUAUUUUUGUAAAUGCUUUUCUAUGGUGUCCUGGACAUAAUUACUGUGAUGACACCACCCAUGUGUCUGUUGCACAAAUCUGUAUAGACAUGUAGAAUGUACUAUAUUUACAUUUUAAACUGAAUGAACUAGCUCCAUAUAAGGCCAAACGAACUGGUUGGUCAUGACUUUCUUUUCUUACUGACGAGCCUUGCAUAUGUUUGUCACCUUUAUGUGUUGUCUGACCCGUUUUUUUAUAUGUUGGCUGCAUUCUGAAAAUUAAAAACAUCUUUUUAUUAAAAGGGA